Messenger RNA from Tachysurus fulvidraco (yellow catfish), 3946 nucleotides. It is a transcript of the gene ccdc149b, whose product is annotated as coiled-coil domain containing 149b. NCBI's taxonomy places the organism in Eukaryota, Metazoa, Chordata, Actinopteri, Siluriformes, Bagridae. Bases 627 to 2201 code for a protein of 524 amino acids. The record is from RefSeq and is a predicted model, not a curated record. The transcript has 13 exons.
AUCUGUCUCCUGUGACUCAUGCUGGGUGAAGAUGUUUACCUGGAGACACGCUAGGAGCUCUUCUACAUACUUGGUGUAAUCCGGGAAGCGAAAUGGAUCCUUCUAGAAGAAGUGAGAGCGACUGGCAAGGGCUAGUGAACGAGGUGAGAGCAGUGAAGUGCGCAUCGCGUCCUGGGGACUGGGAUCAUGUUCACCUACAGAGAGAUGGACGUCUGUCUUCACCGACCACGACAUCACACACUCGUCCCAGAGAAAAGCGCUGUGUUUGACUCUGUUUUAUCUUUAACUGAUCAUUUCUAGGAUGUGCUGCAGGUCUGUCGGGUCGCAUAGAGACAUGUUGAUGUGAUCUGAUCAUCUCUGAUAAAUGCACGAGAAAAAUAAUACCGUUUUUUCUUAUAGACAAGCCACAGAAGCGGAUUAUAGUGAUCUACAUCACUGCCUUUAGUCACACACACACAGAUUAUACACACAGAUUAUACACACACGGAUCGAAGGAUAUUAAUCUGUCACUCAGGUGUGAAAAGUUUCUGGUGUGUAAGAGAAAGCUGGAGAGUAAGAAGGAGGCACUGCUGAUUCUGUCCAAAGAGCUGGAUACCUGCCAGCAGGAGCGUGACCAGUUUAAGCUGAUGGCCAAUCAGCUGCGAGAGCGCCACCAAGUGCUGAAGAAAAAAUACAGAGAGCUUAUUGACGGUGACCCGACUUUACCACCAGAAAAAAGGAACCAAGUGAAUCUAGCGCAGCUGCUGCGUGAUGCUGAGGGGAAGAACAGAAAGCUGAGUGAUGAACUGAAAGAGCUGAAUCAGCGAUUAGUAGAGGUUCAAGGUGACAACAAGCUGCUGAGGAUGACCAUCGCUAAACAACGCCUCGGCGAUGAAGAGGUCGGGGUUCGCCACUUUCCGGCCCACGAGAGAGAAGAUCUCGUACUGCAGCUGGAAAAAGCUCGAGAGCAGAACUCGGACCUGGAGCAGAGCGUGAAGGCGGCCGUGGACGAGCUGCAGGACGUGCGAGCAGAAAGAAACGUGUAUCAGGAGAAAGCUCACCGCCUCAACAUCGAGCUCAACCACAUCCUGAGACGCCACGACGGACGGUUCCUAGACGUGGACGCCCUGUGUAUGGAGAACAGAUACCUCCAUGAACGCUUUGUACAGCUUCAAGAAGAAGUUUCUCUCCUCAAAACCAAUCUGAUGAAGUACAAGACCGCACUGGAGAGUAAGAAGAACUGUAAAGUGUAUGGCAAGACCAACAGUAGUGCACUAACUGGAGUGCUCUCGGCUAAACAAGUUCAGGAACUGCUGCUGUCCGAGGAGAACGGCUGCAGUCUGCCGGUGACGCCGCAGUCCAUCAGCGACCUGAAGUCUUUAGCCACAGCGCUGCUGGAGACCAUCCACGAGAAGAACAUGGUCAUUCAGCACCAACGGCAGACCAACAAGAUUCUGGGUAACAGAGUAGCAGAACUGGAAGGGAAGCUGAAAGCACUGGAGAUGUCCGGACUGUGGAGUUUGCCCGGCCUCACCUAUAACGUGUCUGUGGGACUGGGGAGAGGACGAGACGUGAUCAUUCUGAGAGAACAUCGGCGAGUCCAGACGUCGGCGGGUCACGCGGUGCGAGUGCGGCACGGCUCCGUGGGUGAGACUGUACAUCACUCACUCAUCCUGGAUCACAGGAACAAAGACAUGCUUUCUCAUUUGGACGAAGUACAAAACGGAGACGAGGAGGUCGUAACCGGAGAGGAAGUGACAGAAGACACGGCACUUACUCCUGAGGAGUUUUCCAGGCCACAUCAUCAUCAUCAUCAUCAUCACAGCACAGUCCGCUUAGAACACGCACACACGGCCGAAUCCAGCAGACCGAACCUUCUUACAGAAACGUCAACGUUUGUGAACGUCUCUUCACAGAAGAGUCCUGCGAAGGCUUUAACACAUGAGCCAGAAACAUUACACAGUGAGGAAGAUCUGGCAACCCAUGACCAUGCUAGCACAAGCUCACAUCCAGCAACGGACGCUGUGAAAGUGGGUGGAGCUCAAGCCACAAGUUCUGAGGACAGUCCUGAUAUUCCGAUGGACGGAUCAGAGAGAGACGUAUCUGACGAGACGGUGUGUAAUGUGGAGCGCUCAGAACCGUCCGAACCCAGAACAGAGAUGAUCACAGAGGACACGAUGAGAGAAGAAACACAACCAAUCGCUCCAGAUCAGAGCACAUAGAACACACAACUCCUAACGAAACACUGCACUCUAACACACAAUCACUGCUUCUACAUUUUUGCAACGCAUCUUUUUAUGAUAAGUUCAUGCUCUUGUAGCCCUUUUUUUUUUUUGUCUUGCUAACGUUUGUGUAAGAAACAUUAAUUCUCCUGAUUUCCAUCUUCCCCUGUUAAAAAACACAAAUUUACAAAGAAGGAACACACACUUUAUCUCAAGCGUAUAAACACCGUGUCACUCGCUAGCGAGUCGACUCUUUGAACAGAUCUUUUGAGCGAGUUGACUCGGGUACACAAAUUUCUCCGUUACAAGUCGUCUUACUUUUCCAGUGCGUUUUAAUCAGAAUGUUUCCGCAGAUUGUAAGAUUUUCUGCCGAGUGUUCAGCUAAAGUUAGAUUAAGGAGAACAAUUCUGUUUGUUUUAGAAGAAAAAUAUCACAAGCGAGUCAUUUAAGAACUGAAAUAGUUGACUUUUAUUGGUCAAAUGAAGUAAAUAGUGAAAACAACUUUAAAAACUAAUAGUCUUGGGUAUAUUAAAAAAAAGGUUAUUAUUUUGUCUAUUACUACACUUUAUUAACCCAAAGCUGAUACUUAGCGAUUCGAUUUUCACUGAAAAAAUCAAAUUCAAGUGCAUCCGUGUUUGUAUGCGUCUGAUACGGAGGGAAAAUAGUUAUUCGGAGAUUCACGUCUUUAAAUGUUUACGCCGAUGGACCGGGGCUCGUUAUAAACAGGAUGUUGGACAGAACAAGCUUCAGGUGACUUAGCAAAAGUGUUAUUCUGUGUGUCAAACAAGAUCAGACCACAAACACAUGCUGAAGUCCACAGUGAUAAAAACACACUACGGUAUGUAAUAUGCGUGCUGUGCAGUUCCAGGAACAUCAUCAACAACAGUGUGUGGUGUGGUGUGAUAAAAAGGAGUUACUGGUUUUAUUCGUCUUGCAUCACUGCAACUUCCCAGUGCUGUUUAUCCAUUAAAACAUUUACGUUACAUUUAAUGUCGUCUCACAAAACGCCGACACCGGAGACUCCUUCCAUAAAAUGUCAAAUAAACAUCAAAGACGUUAAAGAAAACAUCACUCGAAGUUUACACGAGUUCUUUUUAACCUGUUUAUGCGGAGCGACUGCCGUACGAGUCACCGUGAGCCGUUAAUACUGAAAAUUCUCUUAUGCAAAAAAAAACCACCUUCUGAGCCAUCGGAAGACAGAAUUCGAUAUUAAUCGGACAAAUCCGAAGGAUCGUCGUCCUCAGGCUGUUCGCUACAGCAGCGGGUUUGUUUUUUUUACACAACACUGUGGUAACGCCGUAAACACCGUGAUCCGACACAGAGCUCGUUUACUCAUUUAUUUCUGAUAACGUCUUACACUUACGAGCACAAUUAUUAAUGAUCAAAGCAAAGGAGGUUACAGAAUGUGUAAAUAUCAACAUGAUGUCGUUCAAAUGAUGUUGUUUUUCAUGUUCAACUGAUCUCAUCAUCGAAAACAUUUGAUUCUGACACAACGAAAGGAACAUACUUUAAUUACAGGAACCCGGUUCUCUCAACGCUAAUUAGUUUAACUAGUUUCAUUUAAAAACACUCUUAUAACGUUAUGAAGAAGGAGCCUAUUGUGAAUGUGUGCACCUUUCAUAUUUAUUAUUUAAAUCCUUUAAACAGAAACACAGAUUAAUAAAAUGUUCGGUGAGGUUAAAUGCGUUCCUAAUUCAAUCCAGACACAAGACUUCUCGCUUGUGUAAUAUCAAAGGGAAGCUCAA